Ceratitis capitata (Mediterranean fruit fly) is the source of this 758-nucleotide messenger RNA. RefSeq names its product heat shock protein 23. Gene Ontology annotation, biological process: response to heat; protein refolding. The transcript has a single exon. Lineage: Eukaryota; Metazoa; Arthropoda; Insecta; Diptera; Tephritidae. The coding region runs from base 100 to 645 and encodes 181 amino acids. Gene Ontology annotation, molecular function: protein folding chaperone. The record is from RefSeq and is a predicted model, not a curated record.
AGUUGUUCGAAACUUAAAGCGGUCUUGAAUAUUCAAGGAAAACGAAGUUUUUAAAUUACAUAUAUCAUUUUAUAAAAAACUCGCGAAUUUUGAGUAAAAAUGCGUUCACUUCCAACAUUGUGGCGUAUGGCUGAAGAAAUGCAACGGUUGGCCUUCCCACGCCGAUCCCCAUUCAGUGCAUUUUACGAUGACUUCUUCAACGCUCCUUUCACUCAAGCACCAUGGAGCCGCUUUAGCCGAUUGCCAAAAGAACUGGGGGACACCAUUGAGCCCAUGGUGGGCAAGGAUGGCUACCAAGUAUCAUUGGAUGUGGCACAAUUCAAACCAAGUGAAUUAACCGUUAAAGUCGUUGAUAACAACGUGGUCGUGGAGGGCAAAUACGAAGGACGUGAAGACGAGCAUGGCUUUAUUUCGAAACAUUUUGUUCGCAGCUUUAGUCUACCGCGUGGUUAUAAAGCCGAAGAGGCCAUGUCAACACUCUCCUCAGAUGGCAUACUGACGGUAAAUGUUCCAAAACCACCAGGUUUGGAGGAUAAAUCGGCAGAGCGUGUAAUUCCUAUUCAACAGACCGGUCCAGCUCAUUUGAAUAUAAAGGAAAAUAAACCACUGGCGAACAAGGAAGUUGAGGAGAACAAUAACAAAUAAUGAAAUUUUGUUUUAUUCGUUAAGACUCUCACAAAGCAAGUGUGUAGUAAAUUGUGUAGACUGUUAUUAGUUAUUUAAUAAAACAUAAGACUGUAGUUUACAGAAAAGUUGAA